AACCUGAAAAACGUAACUGCAACAGCAAGAAAAUUUACAGUUACAGUUACAGUGAUGCGCAAUAACAACAACAGCAACAUGGAGUUUUCAACACAUCGGCAAAGUUUAUACUGGCUUCUGGGAUUAUGUCUAUUGUUAUUCGAAACAGGAUGUACAGAUGCACAAAACAAACGUUCAUCACGCGUUACCAAUUCACGCAGCUUUGGCACCAAUAUAAAAUCAACCAGCUCAAAUGGUAUUAGCUUCGAUUGUCCCGAAGAGUUUGGAUACUAUCCGCAUCCCACGGACUGCACUCAGUAUUACGUAUGUGUAUUUGGCGGUGCACUACUCGAAAGUUGUACUGGAGGUCUUAUGUACUCGCACGAGUUGCAGACUUGUGACUGGCCCAGAAACGUGGGUUGCCAGCUGGUGGACAGUGGUACAUCAGCCAGCUCCACAGAGGCACGUAACAAAGCACAGCAGCAGCAACAGCAACAGCAACAGCAACAACAGCAGCAGAAUCAGAAUCAGCAUGUUCCUACCCGCAUUCGCUUUGGAUCCGCCUUUACCAGCCCAGGUUCUACCCAGAAGACAGUUACAGUGCCUCCGCAGUAUCAUCGCUCACCGCCACAGAUCAUACAAGCACAAGUUCAGCAUAUACCACCGCCACCAGAACUGCGCGUCCCACCAAAUCCUGUCGUCACGUCUCGUGGUCAGCCAAAGUCACUGCUGGACUCGCAAGAAGAAAUAGCCAAGCUGUAUGCCGAGGCACAGGAAUCCCUGCCACCAGUUGAAGAGAAGGAAAACGAUCGACAGCAACGUGUUUAUCGUGGCCAGCCGAGUACUGUUAGCCAAGUACAGCGGGAUCGCGAUGGUAUCAUACACCAAGCCAGCAUAAAUGCCAUUCCAAAUCAUGGGAAAAUUGGGUCCUACACCUUUGGGACAGCUUACAGCGAAAGCUUAAACGACGACAUAACAAUUGGACAAGAACUGUCACAUAAUCGACUUGAUUUAGGCAGGAGACGCAAACGACGCGAUGUCAAUGGGUUAGAAACAACAACAACAACAAAAUCAACUACUACCACAACAACUAAAACAACAAUAACGCCAGCGGAAAUCACAAGCGAUUCAAAUAUCUCCAGCGAAGUCACGGAACCAGAUACUCUCGAUAAUCCUCGUGAAGAAGCAAAUAGCUCAAAUAAUUCAAAUAACUCCCAAGAACAUUAUGAUGAAGCUGCGCCAACUGUGACCCAAUUGCAGAAAUUCUCCUCAAAGAUUAGCCAGAAACAAAUCGAUAAAGAAAUUGACUUUAGCCAUAAAGAGACUGACUUUGCUUACGAGGAUGCAGAUUACAUAGAAAUAAAUGAAGAUAACAAUGAUACUGUCACUGGAGAAUCAAAACGACGUCCUCGUCAAUUGCGACCUUUUCCACACGCUUCUCCUAAAUGGCCAGCGAAUAAUUAUCGUUCCAUAGACCAAUCGAAUAUACCGAAAAGUGGUUACAGUUUCGGUAGCUACAAUCCAUAUCUUACGCCACCCAAUCUACAAAGUCAACACACUAAUCACAACUAUAACCAAUUAAGUCCAAAUCUUGGCUAUAAGGUUUAUCCACAGCAGCAGCAACAACAGCAACAUCAGCAACAACAGCAACAUCUGCAGCAACAACAUCAGUCGAAUUUGGCAUAUGGUCAAAAGCCGACAUUCGUAUACACUGGCUACAAUUUGUCAUUGCCACCACCGCAGAUAGAAGAUGAUUUUCGACCUAUUGCCGGUAGUUAUUAUGGUGCAGCCAGCUCGACAAGUUUAAGACCGCCAGCUGGUGGCGAUUUAUUGCCAUAUCUUAUACAGCAACUCAAAGAGCUGAAAGAACGUCGAAAGCAAAUACAAGCUGAAAAUUUUGCCUACUUUCAUUUGGACAAUCAACCCAUUCCACCAGCCACCACUCCGCCAACAGUCUUUGACUAUUAUUCGACAUCCAAGCCGCCUCAACAAGUAACACCAAACAAUCACUAUGCACAAUAUAGUACAAUGGGUGGAUUUUACAACAACAACAACAACAACAACAAGCCGGAUCAACAGCCAAACACAUUAAAUUAUCCAGGCAAACUAAUAUCUCAAUAUAGCAUUGGCCAAGGCCAAGAGCCAACGCAAGGCACAACAACAGAGAGCAAUUACUUUCAGUAUAAUAUAAUUGCAAACCAAAAAAUGAAGGGUGUCUACAACACGGCCAAACUGAAUCAAAUAGAGCAUGCUGUUGUCAAGGUGCGACCGCCAGUCACUCCACUGCAAGUCACGCCCAAUUUUAAUAUUGUUUCGGCUCCCAACUUGGCAGCAAUUAACAAGCCCAGCAAUCUCCAGCAAAUACCAUUCCGGGAUCUGUCACAUUUACCCGUGGGCAUUACGUAUGCCUCAAAUAUCACUAUACCAGAAUCAUAUCAGACCUUUACUAAAUCCAUUAGUUCCACGGCAAUGCCAAAGUUCGAAACAACAACAACAACAACAAGAACAACGGCCAAGCCACAGUUGACGAAUUUUCAAUUUAAUAUUAAUGAAUUUAUGGCAAAUUUGAAAGCUAGUGAUCUGGCAAGUUUCAAUCCGGCUGUUAAUCCAUUAAUUAAGUACUUUAAACAGGUAAGCAAUGAUGGCAGUGGCAAUAUUCGCAAUGCUGUCGUUCUACGUCGACCUGUAACCAGUACAGUAGGCAAUACAGCAACAACAACGACAGCAACAACCACAACACCACGUCCUCCGUUGAGAAACAGGCCGACGAAACCGAUUAGCCCCACUGUAGCCACAAUAUCAACGACAACCCAACGCAUCCUUAAGGGCUAUGAAACUUUUGUUAAGAACAUACAAAAUCAUAAUGCCAAAGACAGUUUUAUCUUGAAUCAAUCAACAAAAAGUACAAGCACUACGCAAAGUCCCAUUGACCUUUAUGACGAGGAUUACGAUGAUGGUAUCGAUGAAGACAUGCUGCCACCGUCCCGCAUGCCACCCUACAUGCCCAUGUCCGAGACGAUGGCACCACCUCGGCCACAGACCGUGGUGACCACUGACAGAUCCAUCGGCACCACCACCACCACCAUCACCACCCCAAUGCCAGACAAGAAACGGCCUAAUCUUCAGACUGGAUUCAUGCAAGCAACAACCACACGGCGACCUUUUCCGAACUUUCUGCAACACAAUCAGGGAAAUAAUCCAGGCAAUGGAGUUCCCGCAUUCAUCAGUUUUCCCAGCGACAUAUUUCAGGAACUGAAGCAACGUUUGCCGCAAUUGCAAGUCGACAAAUCAAAUCAAAAUAAUCGCGUUCGUGUGACAAGUAGUACAGUGAGCACUACAACAACAGCUCCAGCCCGAAUCCGUUACACAGUGCGACCACAACGCACACGGGGACAGCAGAAGUGGCAGGUGCAAGCUAUGGAUAAUCCAGACCAAGGAUCAGAGCAAACUCAAACCCAAAAUCAAACCAAGUCCAGUGUAAACACUGUUAGUUUGGGCGGCCUGCAUUUAAACUCGAUACACAGCACCUCAAAUAUGGAAAGACAAAGAGUUGAUUCAUCCUCACCGUCAUCGCUAACGGCGCAAACAACCGAUAACAUAUUUGUACAACCAAGCUCACAAGCUCCACCGCCACAGUUAGCAUCCAAUCGUAAUUACUACAAUACAUCCAUAUUCAAUCACGGGGUUGGCUACCAAACAUCACAGCAGGCGCAACAGCAGCCACAACAACAACAACAACAACCGACACCAUUCCAACAACCGCAACAACAACAGCAACAGCAACAGGCACAAGCCUUACCAAAUCCCUAUGAUUCAUCAUACUAUUCUGUUUACGACGACGAUAUUGAUUUGUAUAGGGAUAUUGAAUAUCAGCAGCAGCAAGAACAGCAGCAACAGCAUCAACAACAGCAGCAACAACAACAACAGCAACAGCAACAACCCCAGCAAUAUCAGCAGAAUGUGCGUCAACAGCAGCAACAAUCGACUUAUCGCCCCCUGGAAAUAUUGACAACACCAACACCAGCUCAAAGGCCUAGCUACAAUAAUCAGCCUGCUUUGAACUACAACACGGAAUAUGAUGAAGAUCUCAAUGCGCAGAUCGAACAGGACAAUAUUUACGAUCAGCCCACGCGCACUCCACAACGAAACAAUAAUAGAAACCGUGGCAGUACCAUAUACACCAAUCAGGAUCGCGAUACUGUCUCCCCUCCUAAUAGAGGAACCCAUCCACCGAGAACGCGUCCGACACUAAAACCAGCUGGCACGAUUGUUUCAAAGGCGCAAGAGUUUGUAGACAUUUACAGAUAUCCAGCCACACGUCCGGAUCCUCUAUAUCCACAGCCUACGCCGGAUAAGACGGCCGCGAAAUGUCGUAAAGAUGUAUGUCUACUGCCUGAUUGCUAUUGCGGGGGCAAGGAUAUACCCGGCGAACUACCGGUUGAAAGUAUACCUCAAAUUGUACUCUUGACAUUCGAUGACUCUGUUAAUGACCUGAAUAAACAAUUGUACACGGAUCUGUUCGAGAAGGGACGCGUCAAUCCAAACGGCUGUCCUAUCACUGCAACAUUCUACGUCUCUCAUGAAUGGACUGAUUACAGUCAAGUACAAAAUCUAUACUCCGAUGGACAUGAAAUGGCUUCACACACAGUUUCUCACAGCUUUGGCGAGCAAUUCUCGCAAAAGAAAUGGACCCGGGAAAUUGCCGGUCAGCGUGAAAUACUUGCGGCUUAUGGUGGCGUGAAGCUAUCCGAUGUACGCGGUAUGCGUGCCCCUUUCCUUUCAGUUGGCGGAAACAAAAUGUACAAAAUGUUGUACGACUCCAAUUUCACAUACGACUCGUCAAUGCCGGUCUAUGAGAACCGCCCUCCAUCAUGGCCAUACACUUUGGACUAUAAAAUCUUUCAUGACUGUAUGAUACCACCAUGUCCGACUCGAAGCUAUCCGGGAGUUUGGCAAGUGCCAAUGGUUAUGUGGCAGGACUUGAACGGCGGUCGCUGUUCCAUGGGUGAUGCCUGCUCGAAUCCCAGUGAUGCAGAGGGUGUAACCAAAAUGAUUAUGAAGAAUUUCGAGCGUCAUUAUACCACCAACAGGGCUCCCUUUGGAUUGUUCUACCAUGCUGCUUGGUUUACCCAGCCGCAUCACAAGGAAGGAUUUAUCAAGUUUCUCGAUGCCAUAAACGCAAUGAAGGACGUUUGGAUUAUAACCAACUGGCAAGCUCUACAAUGGGUGCGUGAUCCAACACCCACGUCGAGAAUUAACUCUUUUCAGCCAUUCCAGUGUGAUUAUUCGGAUCGGCCCAAGCGUUGCAAUAAUCCAAAAGUGUGCAAUCUGUGGCACAAAUCGGGCGUACGAUAUAUGAAAACCUGUCAACCCUGUCCCGACAUCUACCCAUGGACUGGAAAAUCUGGCAUACGUUCAUCGCGCAUCGACAACGAAGUUGAAGAAACUCAGUCGUAAAGCCUUAAACAGAAGUCUAAACGGCCCGAUAGUAAAAUCCACGCUUAAAUACACCGUUCAUUUAGAUACGAAUAUCUAUGCAGAAAAUGUUCAAUUAGUACUCAAAACCUUUUUUGUUAUAGACAGUAGGCCAAAAUACGGAUUCACUCGUAAAUAGUUCUUCGUCUUCUUAUAAAUACACUAUAGCUAAUUCGUUGAAGGGCAGCAAUAAAUUGAUUUCACUUUUUUGGAGCAUGUUAUUUAAAAUUAUUUAUUCCCUUAUAUUAUAUGUAUGUGUACUGUAUAUUCCUAUAGUUUGCUACUUGUAUGGAAUUCUCUAUUAAGUAGUUUCAAAACGCAAUAUUAUUAUAAGUUACUUACAUAAUUUUAGACAGUAGAAUAAAAACUAUUAAGAGGUAUAUCUUGUGUUUAUCAAUUGAAAAGUGUACACACAAUAUUGAACCCAUUUCCCUUUAGAAUAUUUUUAAUAGUUUGUUAACUGAAUUUGUGAGAAAUGUUUGUAAAAAUAACGUGACAUUGUCAUUAAUUAAGCACCAAGCUUUCAUAAAUACAUUCAUCUAAUCAUCUAAUGAUCUUUUAUAUUAUUUCCUUGUAUAUACUUAAGGACAAUUCACUUUGGAAUUCGGUGAAGGGGUUUUUAGCCUAAAACCUUUGGGUGUAUUUAUAACUCCUACAUAAUUUGUAAUUUUUUUUUUAUAUACCAACUGUUUCAACAAUUUCUUCAGUACAUAAUAUAAAAUUACAAAACAAAACAACAGAUAAAAUCUGACUUACUUACAUAUAAAUUAAACCACAAUUCACUACAUCGAUUACUAUUACAUUUUAUAGUACGAUUUAUAGCAUUAAUGCAGAAAACUAGAUAAUAUGAUUCAAGCAAUGUGAAUUUACUUUAUGGGUAUAUAUGCAUAUGUACAUACUUACUUAUCAACAUCUGAAUAUUAACUUCAUGUCUAUCAAGUGCAUACUAUAACUGUUAACAACUAAUGAGAAAUUUGGCAAGUAUAACAAAUUCAUUAAAAAACCAUCAGCCAAGACCUCAAAUAAUCAGCCUAGCUAAUAGUUUAAAAAGUAAGUCACAUGUGAAUACUCUUUCGAAAGUAUUAGAUGGAUUUGUAAUGCUGCAAACUUAAAAUGAGAUAUGAUUAGGUUAAAUGACUUUAUAUUUUAAGUACAGACAUAUUUAAAGUUUGUGUAGCUGAACACAGCGCUAAAAAUUUAAAUUAGCAACGAGUGAAUAAGUAUUUUGUGCUAAUGAUUGUAAAACAAAAUGAGUACCUAUAAAUGUGUGUAAUAAAAUGAUAAAUUAAUAAAUAUUA
This is a messenger RNA of Drosophila innubila, 6752 nucleotides long. RefSeq names its product transcription factor SPT20 homolog (gene Cda5). The transcript has 12 exons. NCBI's taxonomy places the organism in Eukaryota, Metazoa, Arthropoda, Insecta, Diptera, Drosophilidae. The record is from RefSeq and is a predicted model, not a curated record. Gene Ontology annotation, molecular function: chitin binding; hydrolase activity, acting on carbon-nitrogen (but not peptide) bonds. Gene Ontology annotation, cellular component: extracellular region. Gene Ontology annotation, biological process: carbohydrate metabolic process. Bases 55 to 5436 code for a protein of 1793 amino acids.